Molecule: messenger RNA, 3702 nt
Organism: Exophiala aquamarina CBS 119918
Lineage: Eukaryota; Fungi; Ascomycota; Eurotiomycetes; Chaetothyriales; Herpotrichiellaceae
Exons: 5
Coding region: 1-3702 (1233 amino acids)
Biological process (GO): signal transduction; regulation of GTPase activity
Cellular component (GO): cytoplasm
Source: RefSeq, a predicted model, not a curated record
AUGGAAUCUCCUAUGGCAUUUCCAGAGUCUCCCAUGGAUGGUGACGACAUUGCCUAUCCGUGCAAAGGUUGUGGACAGAUCCUCGAGGAAGGAAAGGCUUUUGAACUAGCCGGAAACAGAUGGCACAUCGACUGCUUCCGCUGCAAUACCUGCGGCACUCUCCUUGACUCAGACGCCAACCUCCUUCUACUCGGCGAUGGCUCCCUGAUUUGCAACAACUGUACAUACAGCUGCAGCAACUGUAACAACAAGAUCGAAGAUUUGGCAAUCUUGACCGGAGACCAGGCUUUCUGUGCCAAUUGCUUCAAAUGCCGGAACUGCAAACGGAAAAUUGAGAACUUGCGUUAUGCGCGCACCUCACAAGGCAUCUUUUGCAUGGACUGCCAUGAAGCUCUGAUGGCUCGGAGGAGAAAGAAAUCCAAAGCGUCGUCAAGAUCUAAAGCUGCUGGGAACAGCGGUGUUCAACUCGACAAAUCCUUACCUGCCAUACCACCCCCUGAAGCUAGGAAGGCCGCCUAUGGGCACGAACCUGAUCCAGUGUACGAAGAGGUAUACCACGAGUUGCCAACGCCUGAUAUCCCAUCUGUUGGGAAAACUAUGAGCGAAUUGCAAAAAGAUGUGGAUUCGAGACCAUCCUCUGCAGACCCCAAUCCCCCUCGUGGUCAGCAACUUGACUCUCGCUCAAUGGCUCGUCCACCGGCUGACACUUUGCCUACAGACAUGCUCACUCUCCCUUCCACCACAUAUCGGAAUAAUAGACACUCUAUGAUGUCGCAGCGGUCAGAUUUCUCGGGAGGUGGUGAAGAGUUCCUGAUCCCCCUGGCCUUUGAUCCUACACCUCAACCACAAUCACAAUCUCCUAGCAUCUCGAGUCAGGCUACUCCGCGAGGGGUGGAAGAAAAAACGAAAGACUACUUUACAACACGACCGACACCACCUCAGGCUCAAGCACCAGCUCCCAAACCCCUCACUUCGAGCCCUCACAUUGCCUAUCAAGAGAAAGGUCGUCAAACCUCACGUGAAGUCAUAGACUCCGUACGCAAGAGGGCAGACGGCAGCUCAGGUGGUGGCUCUGUAAAUGCAUCACCCUAUUUACAAUCCGAGCUUCCUCGCCGUUCUGAAGAUUCCUCGCGCCCUGCGCAGACUUCACGUGGUAAUAGUGAUCUCCCGUCAAGUGAGAAGUUCCAACUACAAGAGGCGCCCAAGAGCAAGAAAACUGAACGCGCAACCACAAGUUUGCGGCCUGACCUCGCCUCCCCGCGGGGUGAACCUGUCGAACAAUUCACAACAAGUACCAGGACGAUAUCUGUUACCGAUAAUGAUACGCCUUCGGACAAUGGGUUUUCAACACCAAAACUCUCGAAUCAUUCCAGUCCUGCUCAGAGCACCAAUAAUGAUUCCCCCAAACCCAACAACCUUGCAUCGCAAUUACAAAGCUUGCCCAAACGAGGGGACUCAUUAGAUAGUGCAAAGCGGAAUCAAACUAUUGCAAGGAAAGAAGUCAAUGCUUCAGCGAAUAUUCCAUCAACCCUCAGCUCCGCUGUCAACGGCACCUCUUCGCCUCCCAAAUCUUCUGCCACCACGCCUGCCAACUUGGCGAGGGCAAAUGGAGGAAAGGUCAUUUCCGGUCCCAUCGGGUCGCCAAAUUCGAAGAGUAUCUUUGACACAGCAGACGACCCUCUAGAAUCAUCAGACAGUCUAUCAGGCCAAAAGGGGCUCACCUCUUUCCAGGAUCCUCGAGCACCGCCUCUACCACCAUCGGACCAUUCCCGGUCUCAGUCUGUUAGUACCUUGCAGCAGAAACACCCAGACGGAGAAAAAUCACCCGGCCUCCCAAGGUAUUCAACGGGCGGAGACUUUACCAUGGACGAGGACAUGGCGCGUAUCAUGGGUGCGGACGAAGCUAUUGCACACGAGUCCUUCUUGAAGAGAGUCUCCAACUCUGUCCGGCAUGGGAGGAGUUACAGUGACAAAACUGGAAGGCUCUCAAGAGAUCGUUGGCCUCGUUCUCCCGCAGUGCCUCCCUCAUCAAUCGCACAAGAGAUUAGUAGUCCGAGCACGGCCUCUCCAGAAAACCGUGAUGAGUUAGCAUGGUUCAAGAAUGAACUUCGGCGAGAACGUCAAAAGACAAUUGAGCGAGAAAAGAGAAUAGCUGAGCUGCAAUCUCAACUAGAGUCGACAGCCAGUAUCAAGCAGGUUAACUCCGAGUUAAAAGAGAAACGAUCUACCAUGGUCGUGCUUGAUACGCAGAAAGAGAUUGUCGUCCGUGAACUUGAGAUCCUGACUGAGCAUCUUGCCGCCGCUAAACGCAGUGGUGAACCAUUUGAUGUCGGCAAAAUGAGCAAUACAGUUCUACGCGAUUUUGCAGAAGCUUUGGAGAAGCUCAAGAACUCUUUUGCCCCGCAAAUCGAGGAUUCGAUACAAAGGCGCAAUGAUCUUGUGGAUGAAAUUGCGAAUCUAACACAAAUGAAAGAUAAGAGCUUUAUGGAAUUUGAGCAGCUUUCAUCCAAGAAUGCGCAAUUGGCAGAGCUCAAUAAUCAACUUGUACAUCAGAUCCAAGGUUUGUACAAGGCCAAUUCAGGAAGUGUGCAACCCGAACCGACCAAAGCUCCGGUUAAUGGACUGGGAAUCUACUCUCAUCAUAAGGAUAAAUCAAACGUCUCGUUUGAAGCCAAAGACAUGCGAAGCUUUUCAGCAGACAACACCAAUAUUGACUCUUCGAGUACUUUGUUAGCUGGGGAGGCAGAGCCGGUGACGGUAAUACAAGGACCACACGUUGUCAAUAUCAAGAAGGGCCAGGUCAAGAAGUUCGACUGGAGAAAAGGACAGAAGGUUGCUAAGGGCGUGACCAAGGGAUUGAAAGGCGCAUUCUCUUCCACACAACAGAGUUACAGCCGUGAUCUACAGUUUGCUGAAACUGGUGCGUAUGGCAAUAGCCCGGUUGGUCAAGAGUAUUCGAGUCUGCCCAAGAACAAUCCGGAGCCGAUUACCAAUAAACAGAGUGGCUUUGGCUUCUUUGGUGGCAACCAGAAAACAACCACUAAAAUGAAUGGACUCUAUGGUACGCAGAGCAACAACAGCAACCCAUCGCUGGGCGUGGAUGCAUCUCAAGUAUUUGGAUCGGACCUCGAGCAACGCACCGAGUACGAGAAAGCGCCCAUUCCAACAAUCGUGAGGAGAUGUGUUGAGGAAGUUGAAACACGAGGAAUGGAUGUCGAGGGCAUCUACCGAAAAUCCGGAGGCAACUCACAGGUUCAGCAAGUCAAAGACUACUUCGAAAACCCGACAGGAGACUUCGACAUAUCCGAUCCUGAUCUGGAUAUUCAUGCGGUGACGUCGGGGUUGAAGCAGUACUUCCGCCGGCUGCCUAUGCCUCUGAUCACGUAUGAUGUGUACGAUCGACUCUUGGACACCACUACCAUCCAAGAUCGUGAUGCACGUGUGGAGUCGAUGGCGAUAGCCCUGGAAACACUUCCUCGGGCCCACUACGAGGUUCUCGACUACUUAAUUCAGCACCUGGCCCGAGUGGUUCUACAGGAGAAGGAAAAUCUCAUGACAAGUAUGAACAUUGCAGUGGUGUUUGCGCCAACCAUUAUGAGACCGGAGAGCUUGAACCGGGAAUUGAGCGAUACUAAAAUGAAGAACGAGGUGGUGAUGUGGAUGGUGGAGAACUGUGAAACGAUAUUUCAAGUCGGAAGAUGA